Molecule: messenger RNA, 1683 nt
Organism: Galendromus occidentalis (western predatory mite)
Lineage: Eukaryota; Metazoa; Arthropoda; Arachnida; Mesostigmata; Phytoseiidae
Exons: 3
Coding region: 193-1683 (496 amino acids)
Source: RefSeq, a predicted model, not a curated record
AAAUCUGAUAUCGAGCGUCAGCAAUAACGGUCCAAGAGAACGGCGAGCUAGGUUGUAACGGUUCUAAGAAGCAGCGAUGAUGUAUGAUGUCAUUCGCACAUUGAUGUUCGACAAGCGUCGUUGAUGAUUCGUGAUUUCAAGUGCGUCUCCUAAUGCUGGUUUCUCUGUGAUUACUCGGGAUAUUACGGAAAAAUGACGGUUGCCAAUACAGUCGCCAAUCCCGACUUUCUAGCAAGGGAAACCUUGCAGGUUGUAUCCGAAGAUCAGGAUUCAAUCGGCGCCCUACUCACAAGGAUCGAUCUCGUUCCCCGUCAUGAUCUAGAGACCGCCAUCCACGAGUUCACGGAGAACUCCUUUGAAAACUCCCCCUUCUUCCCUAGACGAGGAGAUUAUGUUCUGGCGCUUUCGCAACUAUCUGAACCGAAAUGGUGUCGGGGGCUGGUGUUGGACGUCAACAACUCUUUCGUUCAAGUGGACCACUUGGAUUACGGAUACACAGAGCACGUUCCCCUUGCCGACGUACGAGAGCUACCCUCGAGAUUGGCGACUCUACCCGCGUUCUCGGUCCGGCUCAAAGUGGACAAAUCCCAGUUUGCCGUCGCCGGCAAGUACGACGUCUACAUCGGAAACUACGUCGAUGAGCUCGCGAGGAUGGUAGAGGCUUUCCUCGCCGUUGAUGACGUCUCGACCAGCACUGAGUACUGCGAACAGCAGGUCGUCGAGCUUCCGAUCCCCGAAGACCUCGAAGAUAUCGAGAUUGGAGUCGUACGGGGAGCUACAGUAAACCAGUCCGACAAUAUCACGAUUUACGGCGUGCAGCAUCGUCUCGGUUUUGAGUCGAUGGCCGACCAGCUUGCCCAAAUAAGUUUGGACAUGAAGCCUGUCGUGCAUCAGGGGGACUUCGUUGUGGUCCCCUUCGAGAACGUCUUCUGUCGAGCCCUUGUCACCAAGCUCGCAGCCGACUCCGCUGAAGUUUAUCAUGUGGACUACGGCUCAUGGGAUUCGGUGAGUUUGUCGAGUCUGUACAGGCUCCCCCUCGGACCAGCAUCCGAGACGCCGCAGCUCUCGUUCCAGUGCUUCACUGGCGAAGGGGUGACGCUCGAAUACAAUAAAGAAUAUCGGUUCGAGCUGCACUCGGUCACCCGGGACAGCGGUUAUCCCAUUUACGCUUGUGAAACAGUGGCUUCGGGAACGACAUCGCGCGCCGUUUCCAAAGUCAGCGACCUUGUGGCCCCGGUCGUUGGGUCAGAAGAAACAGUCCACCUGGUGGAUAAGCCAUUCCUGAAUGGUACAACGUACGGAGCACUCGUUCUGGAGAGGAAUAAAUCGCUCAAAGAAAUCGAACGCAAACUGGAAGAGGCUUUCGACGACCACAAUGCGGAUUUUUUGAACGAGCCCGAGGUCGGGGAUCUGGUGAUAUCGUACAUCGACGAGAGGUUCUACCGUAGUGUUGUCUGCGAAACCUCCGAAACUGAGAUCCGCGUGUACCAAAUCGACGUCGGUAGCCUCAGGAAUUGCAGUAGCAGCGUCGUGAUGAAACUGCCCAAGAGACUCCUCCUCUACCCACCUGUCGCCCUGCUUUGCAUCAUGGACGAGACCCAGUACGCGAUCGACUUGAUGACGAGCUUCCGAGCGCAGAAUAUCGCCGCUCAAGGGCACGCCAACCGAUACUGUUUACUCUAA